CCUUGCUCAGGGGCAGGUUGACGACCCGUUUCAGAAAUAUGAAUAUAAACAGAAUAUUUGCCUUAUCUAAAUCCGCUAAAAUCGGGAAGCGGUUACUCGCCUGCAAUGCAAAGCAUACCGGGAAAGAAAUAUUUUAUCUGCAGCAUCACCGGACCAUUAAAACCCAUGCAAGAAAUCUUGCGUAUGCUAAGGAUUUGUUCCUUGGCCAGGUGAACAAGGAAGAGGUGUUCCCUUAUCCAGAAAUUGGAAAUGAAGAACUGGAAGAGAUGAAUCAGUUUGUUGCCCCAGUGGAAAAAUUCUUUAAUGAGGAAGUUGACUCAGCGAGGAUAGAUCAUGAAGCCAAAAUCCCUUCAGAGACCCUCGAUGGGUUGAAAGCGCUUGGGCUGUUUGGGAUCCAGGUUCCUGAGGAGUAUGGGGGGCUUGGACUGUCCAACACUAUGUAUGCGCGGUUAGGAGAGAUCAUCUCACUAGAUGGCUCCAUCGCUGUAACACUGGCUGCACAUCAAGCCAUUGGUCUAAAGGGGAUCCUGAUAGCAGGAAAUGAGGCCCAGAGACAGAAGUAUUUGCCCAAACUGGCCACAGGAGAACAUGUAGCAGCCUUCUGUUUGACGGAGCCAGGAAGUGGAAGUGAUGCUGCCUCCAUUCAGACCCGUGCCACCCUGUCAGACGAUGGGAAGCAUUACCUGCUCAAUGGUUCUAAGAUUUGGAUUUCUAAUGGUGGGCUGGCAGAUAUAAUGACAGUAUUUGCCAGGACUGAAGUGGUUGACAAAGACGGAUUGAAAAAAGAUAAGAUUUCUGCAUUUAUUGUGGAGAGAGCCUAUGGGGGCAUAAUCAGUGGAAAACCUGAGGACAAACUUGGCAUCCGGGGCUCCAACACUUGUGAAGUGUCUUUUGACAAUGUCUCUGUUCCAGUAGAGAAUGUAUUAGGAGAAGUUGGUGGUGGAUUCAAGGUUGCCAUGAACAUCCUCAAUUCGGGGAGGUUCAGUAUGGGCAGUGCUGGGGCCGGAAUGAUUAAAAAGUUAAUAGAAAUGACCGCAGAGUACGCAGCAACCAGAAAGCAGUUCAACAAACGCCUAAGUGAGUUUGGUAUGAUUCAGGAGAAGUUUGCAGUGAUGGCUCUGAAUGCCUUUGUAAUGGAGAGCAUGGCUUACCUGACUGCAGGGAUGAUGGACAGACCAGGAGUACCAGACUGCUCUCUUGAAGCUGCCAUAGUCAAGGUAUUCAGCUCUGAGGGAGGCUGGAUAUGUGUCAGUGAGGCUCUGCAGGUCCUCGGAGGUCUGGGUUAUACUAAGAACUAUCCCUACGAACGCUACCUAAGGGACUGUCGUAUCCUGCUCAUCUUUGAGGGCACCAAUGAAAUCCUGCGGAUGUACAUUGCUCUAACUGGAAUGCAAUAUGCUGGAAAAAUACUGACAGGGAAAAUAAAGGAGAUGAAGAAAGGAAAUAUUGGUCUUGCUCUGGGUAUGUUGGGAAAGAAGCUGAAGGAUCACUUUGUAGGAAGCAAUGCGGACUUUGGCUUGACCGGCAAAGAUGGAGUGGCACAUCCCAGUUUGGCAGACAGCGCAAAGAAAUUUGAACACAAUGUCUCGGUUUUUGGAGCAACUGUGGAGAGCCUACUCUACAGAUAUGGAAAGACAAUAGUGGAUGAACAGUUGAUGCUGAAGAAAGUAGCAGAUGUGAUAAUCAACCUUUAUGCCAUGACCGCCGUCCUGUCAAGAGCCAGCCGCUCUAUCAGCAUUGGCCUCAGAAAUCACGACCAUGAGGUGCUGCUCGCAAACACGUUUUGCAACGAUGCUUACUUCAAGAACAAUUAUAUGAUGACUCAGUUGCAAAAGCAUUCUCCAGAGAACAAUGACGCCAACAUCAAGAAAAUUGCCAGCCAAAUCCUGGAGAAGAGGUCAUACAUCUGUUCUCAUCCCCUUGAAAGAACAUUUUAAACAGCUCUGCUAUGUGACCCAGACGCACUUUGCCCUUUGUUCUGAUCAAGGGAAAUGUGGGAAAACUGUUUCACAUCCUGUAUACUGGAUCAUAAUGGUUUGUUUUGACAUUUGGAACAUGUGCAUUGCCUUAUCUAUUUUAAAGCAGCACCUGUUUGACAAUAACUUGUGUACACACCAAUGUAUGCAUUAACAUAUAAGAUUUAUCUGAUUAUUUUGAAGGUCACAAAAUCUAAGACAAUAAAGAGCUCAUCUGAUAGGUGUUAGGUGAAUUCUGAUGACAGUGUUGUGUGAAGUUUGAUCCAAAGUGCUACUUAACUUUACUGCUGUAGUGCGAUAUCACGUAAACAAUUACAAGUAAGAUACAAAGAAAUUAUUUCUUACUUAUUAGGCUACUGGACUUACAGGGUGCACUCGGUAGAAACUGACCUCAAUAAUGUUCCUGAAUGCUUUGACAUCCAUUAUGUGUGUCUUGUCAUUAAGAACAGGAACUUGAAAAAUGUGGACACCACUGUCUUCCUCUGUUAGGGGCAAGGCUAUCUGCUUUUAGUUGAAUGAAUGCUGCGCACAGUAUUUCCUGCAGUAAGCAAAAUGUCAUGGAGUUUUAAUCCAACUGUCUUUGUUUUAAAGUUUUCCCUUUUUCUCUAGAAUCUUUUGAUCUUGUUUCAAAAAUAAACUGCGCAUACACCAAUCAACCAAAACAUUAAACCACU
This is a messenger RNA of Lampris incognitus (smalleye Pacific opah), 2650 nucleotides long. RefSeq names its product acyl-CoA dehydrogenase family, member 9 (gene acad9). Gene Ontology annotation, molecular function: flavin adenine dinucleotide binding; acyl-CoA dehydrogenase activity. The transcript has 18 exons. Lineage: Eukaryota; Metazoa; Chordata; Actinopteri; Lampriformes; Lampridae. The record is from RefSeq and is a predicted model, not a curated record. Bases 39 to 1937 code for a protein of 632 amino acids.